UCCUCCUGACUGCAGUCUGCAUACAGUGCUAGUGCUGCUGCUGUGUGCUGCUGCUGUGAGACACGAGUAAGUGGGAGGAACAGCUUCCUCGGUUCUGCCUCAAAAAUGACAAGACAUCUUCCUGGAGCUGCGGCUGCAGGGGUGGAUUUGGCUUUCACUCCUCUGCAUUGCACAAUCUUUCCAUCUGAUAGAUAAAUAGGAAAAAAGAGGAAGUACAAGAAGGCGAGGAAAAGGUGAGAGAACAUUCAGAGGCAAAGGCAGAAAAGAGUCAUAGUGGGGUAUAGGAGGCGUGGAAGAUAAUAGAUUAUAGAAAAGCUAGGCAGAGGUUAAAUGGCAAAGGAGGUAUGAAGAAGGCAAGGGAGACAGGGGGAAACACAGAGAACUAAAAAUACGAAGCAAGAAAACGAUUCCACCGUGGAGGCAAGAAGGAGAAGGAGGAGGGGGGCUGAGGAGGAGGAAGCCAGAGGUUCUACACACAAGAUGGCUGCUGUGUCCUCUGCCUCUGACACUGGGGAUCUCAGAGGUCGCCACCCCCCAGAGCGCAGACUGCUGCUCCUAGGGGGGCCACAGUCUGGUAAGACCUCCACUGCCAACACCAUUCUGGGGGAUCAGGUCUUCGAAGCUGGGACAGAGACUACACAUAGUAACGUUGGCCAGACAGAGAUUUAUGGCCGACGGGUCACUGUGGUCGACACCCCACCAUGGGCAAUCCCCACUGAUCCUGAAGAAGACAACGAAGCUGAUAACAAUGACAAUGCCACUGCUGAGUCUGACAGCCAGCCACGACCCCCUCCGAGCCUGGACAGUGAGGGGCCUUGCAUGGGGGCCAUACUCUGCCCUCCUGGACCCCACACUAUCCUACUGGUGGUAUCAGUCACUCAGCCCUUUACUGACACCCAAAGGAGAGCUGCAGAGGAGCAGUUGGGGGCCCUGGGUGGAGGGACAUGGAGGUACUCCAUGGUCCUCUUUACUGGGGUAGACAAACUGCCCCAAGGUGUCUUUAUUGAGGAGCACAUAGCGAACACUGGAGAAGCCCUGCAGUGGCUGGUGGAGAGAUGUGGAAGCAGGUAUCACGCCUUCGAUAACAUUCAAAAAGAUAAUGAAGAAAGCACACAGGUACCCGAGCUGAUGGAAAAGGUAGAGGAAAUGAUCGCCGACAACCAAGGCUGGUAUUUUGAGGUGAAUGAGUUGAUUUUAUUGGAGGAAGAACAGGCUAGAAGAGCUCUGGAGGAAGAGAGGAUGAGGAUGGAGGAGCACGCUAGACAGAGGGAGCAGAUGAUUGGAGGACCUCCUAGGGAAUUGAGGUUGCUGUUGUUGGGUUGGAAGGGUGUUGGAAAGAGCUCGGUGGGGAACUCCAUCCUAGGCCGUCGGUACUUUGAGUCAGGACAGGAGACCGAGCUGUGCCUUAGAAGGCAAGCACUCGUCUCUGGACGUCGGGUCACUAUUGUAGACACCCCAGGCUGGGACUGGUUCUCAGUCAGGCGAACCCCAAAGCGCAUCCGUCAGGAGUCGCAGCGUGGGGCUGCUCUUCUCCGUCCUGGACCCCACACACUGCUGCUAGUCCUGCCCGUUGUCUCAUCCCUCACUGCCAGGAAAAGGCGAACACUCCUGGCGCACAUAGAGACUCUGUUUGGUGACAGCGCGUGCCUCCAUACCAUGGUAUUGUUCAGCUGUGGUGACUGGUUGGGACGCACACCCAUUGAGGAGCACAUCCUCAGAGGUGGGCGGGAGCUGCAAAGACUGCUAGAGUACUGUGGGAACUAUUACCACGUCCUGGACAGUAAGACACCUGGCAAGGACAGGAGUGUGUCUGUCCUACUGGAUAAAAUAGAGGAGAUGAUCCGGGAGAACGGCGACAAGGCCUUUCUUCCCAUACAAACCGAGUGGUUGAGCGAGGAGAGCUCAUACUCUUCUGAUAAUACCGAACCUGAGGACGACUGUCGAGGAUGCCAGCUACAGUGACUGCACAUAUAGCUGUCUGGCUUCUUCUCCUUUUUCUAAGUUAUCAGUAUGUCCAAACAUCAUCUCAUGUAACUUAAACCUCAUCAAAGUAUCCCUCUUUAAAGCUAAAGAGUUUCAGAAUAAACUAGAGGUUUACAACAGGAGUCUUGUUAUGAGUAGCACUCUGUGAGAAAUGAAAAGACCAAACUCACCGUUCACUGAGCUCAGCCUCAGAUGAACAUGUCCAUGAAAAACAUCUGCUGCUUAGGAGACUGUGUUUUAAAAUUAUUGCAAAUCACUGUUCAGUCUGCACUGAUAAGCUUUGUACUACAACUACAAUCAAAACCCAAACGUUAGAUGGUCAGAUUGCAGCAAAUCCAUCACUCAUGAUCAUUGAAAGAAUAAGAGGAAUCUCUCUGUGUAUAACCUUUUUUACGAUAUGGUUGUCCAAUUCUGCACCAGGUGCUGAUGUUUACUUUGAAUCAAUAGGGGUUGUAAUAGUAGUUCAAAUAAAAACAAAUUACUGAAUACCAAAUCAAAACACGGACAGUGUGAAAGAUAUAUUGUGCUCAGUUAUGUGCAUAAAAAUGCAGAAAAGACGCCUAUAGUCUUGAAUUGUAUGUGUACUUCAGUAUUAUAAAAAUAGACUUUCAGACAUGAAACAAGAUGUAAUUUUCUGAUCUUUUACAUAAGUGAUAUUAAAAAAUCUCUUCAUCAAAAUUUGAUGAGGUUCUACUCAUGGAGUUAGCAUUGAAUUGAUUUCUCCAGGGCAAAAUCUGGCACAUUUACAGAAAUGCUAAUUAUUGCUGCUUGCUAAAGUGCAGACCCAAGGCUUGUUAUAAUUAAAAAUGGAGUCUUUCUGUGUGGGUUUGAUAAAGUUUGUGGGAACGUAAACAAAGUUAGUCUAUUUCUUUAUCUGCUAAGGCAUUUAGAGAAUUUGGGCAUGAGUUUAAAAAAAGGCACGACAAAUACAAGCAUAAGAGCUGUUUCAAGUUUAGUUCUAAUUUGUUCCUUUGGUCCCCUUGUGCAACAAAAAAAUCAUGAAUCCAUCUAAAGAGGUAAAUAUGUAUUUUUAGUGCUGUAGUAUUAAUGCUCAAGAAGAGCUCCAAAAACAGAUUGAAAAAGCUGUAUUGUAACUAUGUGCAAUCUUAAAUCUUUGUGGAGCAGUUUGGGCUGGCUCUGCUUUGCUGUUUACGGUCAUGCAUAAAGUGCAUAUAUCGAACAGUUCGAUUCAGCUACGUGCCUCAGCAUAAAAGUGUGAGAGUGAGAGUGCAGCCCUGCAGUAACAGGACAGUAUCCUAUAAUCUACAUCAAGCUUUAGCAUGGUACAGAAAAAACAUAACCUCGUGAAUCAUUCUAGCUCACAUCUAGCUUUUACUUCCUGUUAACUUCUUCUACAGUGUUCAGACAUCCGUUCCUGUUACCAUUUGUUAUGUUUUGAAAAAAGUAAUGUAUAAAUAUAUAUUUAGUUGUCAGAGGCAUGUAAAGACACAGCAUGCAGAUAAAUGAGUGCCUGUAGAGCUGAAGGCAAUCUCACUUAUUCCUCUGACUCUUCUUUGAAUAAGAAUUCAAUAUGAAUCUAUGUGAAUUUCUGGUAUGACAUCACAUUGCUCUACCUUCACAACUGCAACAAUAAAAGAAUAAAGAAAAACAAAUUCCCACUCUGAAAUGUACAAAUAAAAGCAUAUUUAAGGUUCAAAGUUAUCUUUACUGUCCUACUAGGGGAGUUCACAUAUUAUACAUGUAUGUGACCAAUACCACUGCCAUGCUCUAAAAUUUUGUUUUCUACAAAUGAUGUAGUGUAUUAAAGAAUUCCUAACACUGCUCUUUCUGUUUUUACUGACACUGUAUUUUAUUUAGUGCGUUUAAUUCAUUCCCACACUUGUGUGACAAGCAUGGCUUUAAAAUUUGAUGAGGAUGUUUCAAACAUUUAUUUGGAGUCUUUGAGUCCCUCUCCACCUGUGAUUAUAUUGUAUGAGACAGUGUGAAAUAUGUUUCAUUGUAAGCCCUUAGCCAAGCCUUUUUUUUACACUGUUCAAGUUCUACCACGUUACUGUAGCCAAAGUGACGUUACUUACUGUGCAAUCUUUCUCAUAUGGUGAUUCCAUUAAACAUUAAUAAAAGAUACAACUGUAUCGUUGUGUA
This is a messenger RNA of Stegastes partitus (bicolor damselfish), 4086 nucleotides long. RefSeq names its product GTPase IMAP family member 8. The coding region runs from base 481 to 1962 and encodes 493 amino acids. Lineage: Eukaryota; Metazoa; Chordata; Actinopteri; Pomacentridae. The record is from RefSeq and is a predicted model, not a curated record. The transcript is spliced from 7 exons. Gene Ontology annotation, molecular function: GTP binding.